Ruditapes philippinarum (Manila clam) is the source of this 4640-nucleotide messenger RNA. Its product is annotated as rotatin-like. The record is from RefSeq and is a predicted model, not a curated record. The annotation marks the transcript as partial. NCBI's taxonomy places the organism in Eukaryota, Metazoa, Mollusca, Bivalvia, Venerida, Veneridae. Gene Ontology annotation, cellular component: centriole; centrosome; ciliary basal body. The transcript has 31 exons. Gene Ontology annotation, biological process: centriole replication; ciliary basal body organization; centriole-centriole cohesion.
CAAGAGUUAUCUGUCCAUCGAAUACUCUUCAAUGGCGGAUGUUUUGAAACAAGUCUGGACAUUUCAAGAAAAUAAAGAUGCAAACCUAGUUGCAUGCUGAAUAAAAACAGUGAUGUCAUCUGUUUUAAGACAAGACGUUGACUUUAAUUCACUCUUUAAGAAACUUGGUCACCAUCUUGAAGAGAUAAGAGUGAGAGCAUUAGAGAAUAUUUUGUCUAAGUUAGAACACAAGCUUAUUUGUGAUUCAGAUCUUGUUCAGGAACGACAUCUAUUUAUUCAGCUUCUAGAAUGGUUCAAUUUUCCUAAAGCUUCCAGGCAUUCAGAUGUCCUCAACUUACUUCUUAGAUUAUCAGAGCAUACGUCUGCUGCAGAGGUCAUUCAGGACAUUGGCGGUAUAGAGUUUUUAACUGUUCUACGUAAAGAUGUAACAUCAGCUUUACAACCAAUCAUUGACCAGAUUCUAGAAAAUACUAUGAGAUUACCAGAUGUACAACCUCAGGAUCAUGCCCCGGAAUGCAUAUAUCAAAAACAGAACAAUACAGGUAUGACAGGUGGUAUGGAGACUACAGUGGACUCUGUCAACACAAGACUUACCAUGGAGCACUCUGCUGUCCCUAGUUCAUAUGUACAAACAGAAACUGCCCAAAAACUGCCAGAUUACAGAGAACCGCCCCUUGGCUUCUUUGAGGGUGACCCUGGUUCAGCCCCUGACCUACAGAACAUACCACUUGAACAUCAACAACAAAUUAAUGUAGAAGUUGCCACAGAUGGAAGUGCUUGCUUUAAGAUGACAAUAUUUCCAUGGUUACCUCUUACACCAACAGAUAGACAUGUUAUAGUAUCUACUAACAGUUCUCUACAGAGUCGGGAAGCCUCGAUGCUCGUGAGCACGUGUGAAUUUCUCAGCGAUGUUGUGUUUCAGGACUUCCCUGCUGAAAUAUUUCUACAGCGACCUAACAUCAUCAAGAACUUGCUAUCAUUGCUAAGUGGCCCAAGUCAGGAUCUUGGUAGACCUCAACUUCAGGCAGUUAGAACUCUGGCAGACUAUGCCUCAUGUUUGAGAAGUAAAAUCAACUGUCAUCAAGAUCCUAACCUGUAUACAUCUAAACAAGAUUUUAGUUCUACGCCAACACCAUUUUCUACACCCAGCAGCAGUACAUCAGCUCAUAAUAAUGCUGAUGGUAGGCCGUCAGUGAUUGGCUGGACAGACAUGCGUCACCGUGGUGAUGGUAGGGAUGGCGAUACAUCAGCUUCUUCUACAGGGUCUUCCCGUGCAUCCAGUGUUGGUUUAAACCCGGCAGAGAAUGAACAGAUGGACUUCGAGGACAUGCAGUCACUUCAGUUCAUACAGAUGACCAUACCUCAAUUCUGUGCUGUUGUCCUCGAGAAAUCUCUCCCACUGUUGAAAACCAACGAUGAAGUCCUGUCAACGGAGGUGUUCCGUUUAUUGACCCAGAUGUUGGAAAUUAUUGUUGCCAUAGUGACGCCUGAACUUUGGUUCGAUAAUUCAAUGGCUGGAAGAGAUUGCAGUGAGAAGUUUAUAGAAAGUUUGGAUGUACUCGCUGACCUUUUAAAGUAUCAUCACCAUAGCAACAUGCCAUAUGACAUAGAAGAGAGUACAGUUCAAGGACCUAGUGACCUUGUACAACACAGACUGGCAUAUAUUGGUCUUUCAGUUUUCAUGGGCAACUUUCUGAAGACACUGGUCCCAAUUGCAAAGAGUAGAGGAAUUAUAUCAGAGAACCUUUUGUCAGCAUUAAACAUGAUGGUGUAUGAUGAAUGCCUUAGCAACGCACUUCCUGACCUCCAAGUUUUGUUGCUAGGAUACAUGAAACAACUGGAUGAAGGGAGAUACAAUGUCUAUGUUUCCACGGCAACCAUUUGUCAAUCACUUCAAAAGACUUGUAAAUUUUUGACAUUGUGUCAAGAAGAGGCAUCAAGGCUAUCCAAGGAUACGUUAAGUAUGUGCGAGGGAGCAUUUAUAUGUCUACCAUAUCAUCGUCACUUGAACUAUGUCACAGAAAUUAUCAAACUUUCCUCAGAUGUGUGUUCAAAAUCCCAGCAUUACGAGGUUGCACAAGACUCGUAUAGGAAGUUAGUGUUAAAAUGUUUGUCUCAUCCCAUAGACAAGAUCAGACUUCAUGCCUAUAUAAAUGUCCUAAAUACAGUAAAGACUCAUUUGAGUGUAGCUAAAGCCUCAGAUCCUACCUCUACGUCAUGUCUGAAGGUAAAAUUUAUCAUCAAUGCUGACAUACUGUAUGAGGUUAUAGUGUUUGGUUUGGCUGACAAAGAUGCGAAGAUAGCAAGUUGUGCGACAGAUAUAAUGUCUCACCUGUUGAAGAGUCAGUUAUUGAUGUCUACAGAAUUAUGGCAGGCUUUCCUACAAGCUGUGAUGCGAGGAUUACCUAUAUUACAAUCCUAUGCUGGACCUACAACAGUUAUUGGGACAACAGUUUUGUCUAUGUUGGAACCAAAGUCAUCAGAAUCCCCAAAUGAACUUUCACACAUAGAGAAAUUCAGGGGUACAUUAAGAUGUAUGCUGUCUUCAGACUUAAAAGUCAGAGCUGAGGCAUUGAAGAGACUUUCAUGGUAUCUAUCAAAUGAGACUAACAGUGGUAAAAAAUUGCCUGUGUUUUCUGACCUUGAUGUCUCAAAUCUAUCCAACAUUUUCAUUGUUGAUACACAAAGAUCUGUAGAAGACCUCGGGAGAUCUGUCUUUCAGGUUGAUGGAUUACGGAAAGUUUAUGAAAUAUUUACAUCACUCUCUGUCGAUCCUGGUGUGAAGAAAUCGGCUGUAGAUCAGCUUGCUAUUAUACUGCAAGACCCUACUCUUCACCCAGCAUUUAAAAAAGAUGGCGGAUUUGAGAAGAUAUUGGCACAUCUUCAGCUUGGUGUACUUAGAGAUGGUGACUCUAAUACUAACAACAAUAUACAGUAUUUACCUGGAUGUAUGACAGUAUUGAGACAUCUUAUACACCAUGACUACUCACUGAGACAUAAAAUGGCUCAUAAUGCCAGCUUGUACUAUACACUGCUUAGAGUGGCACUUCUCCAUCAUAGAGAUGAGAGAACAUGUUAUGAAGUUUCUCAUGUUCUCACUCUACUCUUGUUUGAUGAACAAGCUAGAUUCUACAUGGGAGGAAGCAAAACUACUACAUUUUCUAUUCCAAACAUUGUCAAGCUAAGGUACAAACUACCAUUCCGUGCUAACACACAUUUUGAGAAGAGUCCAAACCGGUGUGCGUCACCACCGGAUCCAGAUCCUCUAAUGACCGGACAGCCUCUAGAGAUGAUGAGGAUAACGUGGAAUGCAGCAUGGCAUUCUGGGAUGGAUUCUCUGGUUAAAACAUUAGCAGAGAAUAAAUCACUGGAUGCUAAUCAAGAAUUUUCUCCCAAGUUAAAGCUAACCCCAACAGAUCGUGUUGUAUCUGUGACCAGUCAUGUGAAACAGGGACUUCAGUCAGCAAUCUAUGACAUAUCUAACUCUACAUCACACCAUGCCGUGUCAAGGUCACUGACCCGAUUACUCAGUUAUCUGGUGGUAAGAUGCGAUAAAGCUGUCACAACAAUCUUCCAUACACUAGACUGGUGUGGAGCCAUUGCUAGGUUUGUUAAAGUGACACCUUCAUCAUCAGCAGAUGAGUCCCUCCUGUUAGACAUACUGAGAUUCAUCAGCAUAGUUCUAAAACUGACCAAUCAUGCUCCAGAUAACAUCUUACAGUGGGUCGGAGAGGUGCUUUAUCAUCCAAAAGGUCCCCUGAUUGGUCUGCUACAUAGACAGGCAGCAAGAGAGGCUGCUGAGGAAGUAUCUGAGCCUUUAGUUAAUAUCAAAAGAAGCCUGGACAAGUCUCUCCUUGCAUUUAUAUCAGCUUAUAACAGUUCCCUGCCAUAUCAGCUAACUGUCAGGUUGAAGUUUCACCAGCUACGGGGAGAUUUAGCUUACAAGUUAAUACAGAGACUGAAUGUGACAGAUGCUCCACAUUUCUAUAACCUAGCGUCACUAGAGGGAACAUUACAGUGUCUCAUGCACAUCACAGCAAGGUAUGUGUGGCCGGGUUUUGGAUCGGGGAAGGGUUUACAAAACCCAAGAAAAAAGAUGUGGCCUAAGAAAUGGUUGUACUCCCGACAUGCUGAUGAUGCGAGUGGAGACCUUGGUCUUGACUGGAUGCUUACAUUGUGGGCAUACAGAGAUGCUGAGGUAAGGAGUGCUGGCCUUGGGAUUGCUGUGACGUUGAGUAUAACAGAGGAAGGUCGUCUGCUGCUGACUACAAAUUGUAAACAUAUCCCAGGAGGCAUUUGGGCGGCAGCUUUCAGUAUACUGCUGGACCAAUCAGAAUGCAGUAUGGUGCGUCAACAGGCUGCUUUAUUAUUGGUCAACCUGACAUCACACAGUUUACCCAGCGGAAGCUCCGAGUCUGACCACAAAACCUGGCUAGGCCCAGUUGUCAUGGAUACAGAAUCUCAGGUUUCCCUGACGGGACUCACUGCCCUCCUGGCCCUGUUACAUCAUUGUCAGUUCUACAGAGAGAUGACAGUACUGUUGUCGAGUUAUUACCCACAACCCACUAUCCAGCCAUCUGUGACCUCUGACCUUUACCAGUUAUCAGCUUCUGCCUCAGACAACACACUGUCAGUUCUAG